AGCAUUUGACUGUGGCUUGGGACGCGGAGAGAGGCACGCAGCGACUGACCGACAGCCGGCGAUGGUCUAAGCGCCCCUCGGCCACCCCCUCCCCCAGACGCGACCGCGUCCUGCCCUCGCCCUCUGGACACACACCCCCACCUGGGCUCCUCCGCCCGUUCGGCGCUCCUCGGAGGAGGCCCGGGGUGUUGCGGCGCUCGCCAGCAUGAGCGGCUCCUUCGAUCGCAAGCUCAGCAGCAUCCUCACCGACAUCUCCAGCUCGCUCAGCUGCCAUGCGGGCUCCAAGGACUCGCCCACCCUGCCCGAAUCUACAGUCACUGACCUGGGCUAUUACAGCGCUCCUCAGCAUGACUACUACUCGGGCCAGCCCUACGGCCAGACGGUGAACCCCUACACCUACCACCACCAGUUCAAUCUCAAUGGGCUCGCAGGCACCGGCGCUUACUCGCCCAAGUCGGAAUAUACCUACGGGGGAUCCUAUAGGCAGUACGGAGCGUACCGGGAGCAGCCUUUGCCUGCCCAGGACCCAGUGUCGGUGAAAGAGGAGCCGGAAGCCGAGGUUCGCAUGGUGAACGGCAAGCCCAAAAAGGUCCGAAAGCCGCGAACGAUCUACUCCAGCUAUCAGCUGGCUGCCCUGCAGCGCCGUUUCCAGAAAGCCCAGUAUCUGGCCUUGCCUGAGCGCGCCGAGCUAGCUGCACAGCUGGGCCUCACACAAACACAGGUGAAAAUCUGGUUCCAGAACCGCCGCUCCAAGUUCAAAAAGCUCUAUAAGAAUGGGGAGGUGCCGCUGGAACACAGCCCCAACAACAGUGACUCCAUGGCCUGCAACUCACCGCCGUCACCAGCACUCUGGGACACAUCUUCCCAUUCCACGCCAGCCCCUGCCCGCAAUCCGCUGCCCCCACCGCUCCCAUACAGUGCCUCCCCCAACUACCUGGACGACCCCACCAACUCCUGGUACCACACACAGAACCUCAGUGGACCCCACUUACAGCAGCAGCCUCCUCAGCCGGCUACCCUGCACCAUGCCUCCCCUGGGCCCCCGCCUAACCCUGGGGCUGUGUACUGAGUACCCACCUGGCCUGCGCCCCUCCACGAAGGACCCCCUCCAGGACCAGGCAGAAGGUGCCCUGUCCUAGCGACACUCAGGAAUCAUUGAGGGGCACAGGGGGAAAGACUCCCUUCCCUCUCCCUUGUCCCUUCUUCCAGGGACCCAACAACCUCCAGAUGACAAAUGCAUGGACCGAGGAUGCCCCCCAAUCUCCCUCCCCUUGCUUAGACUGGGGUGCCCUCCAGACGGCGAGGAGUUCUACCCCAGUGGGGACAGCACAUGCUCUCUGCUCCAGGAACCCGGAUUGCCUCUAGAUGGCUCAUCGCUUUCCAGCUUUUCAAACACAGUAGAGACCUCCAAAAUGGGAGCCAGAGUGUUUGCAGGUCCACCUGUGCUGGGGCACCAGGCGCCACGGAUUCCAGCACAGCCAGACCUAAAGCACCAAGGGGCAACUAUACAUUCUUGAGCCACUCUUUAAAAGACAUUGGACAUUACAUCAUGGCUGAUCCUCAAGAUGGGGGGGGGCUGACCUAGUCCCCACUGUUCUCCAGCCCUCAUUAGGAUUUGAGGGUCCAAACCAAAGAAAACUCCCCCAAAUGAGGGAACCUUUGAUAUCCAGGGCUUCCAAGGGAAGACUUAAAGGAGCCAUCCCUCCGCCCCUUCCCUGGGGAAAAGGAUUGCCCAUGUCCUUUUCCAAGGACCUGUUUCUCCUUCCAUGUACAGGACUUUGCACAAGUCUGGUUUUAAAAGCUGUUGAAACCUAGGACGACAAUGGGCAUUGUUAACAGUUAGGACCAAAUCCACUCCUCUCUGGGCGGGCAGCUCUGCUCUGCCCUGACCCUGCUCACCCCUUCGUUUUGUUUUGUUUUGUUUUUCUCCCAGUAAGUUUGCAGUCUUGGGGGACGGGCUCAAACCCCAACUCUCUACAGAGAUAGACCAGGCAAGACACCCCCCACUCAGACACCCCCUUCGUGGCAGCUUUGGAAACAGGUUGUCCGUUCUGCUGCAGGAUUCAAGUGAGGAUCCAGGAGACAAGAGGAGGCCUAGAACUCAGUGCCUUAGGGGUAAGGCUGUCAGCUUGGACGGCUGGUACCAGUGCCUCUCCCUGGCCCAGGCAUCCCCCAAAGCUAACUUUCUUCUGCCCCCUGAUGUGGUAAAACAUCGAAGAAAGGAGAGGUGACAGACUGUAGUUAUAUAUAUAUAGUAUGGUUUUUUUUUGUUGUUGUUGUUUCUUUUUUUUUUUUUUUUUUAAGAGCAACCAAGAGAAGCAGGUCCCCUCCCUUGUGGUUUCCUAUUUAUGUGACCCUGUUCCUCCUGGACCAAUCUCCCUGUGUUGCAAGUCGAAAGAGGGAUGUGGGCUCCUGCUGGAUUUGGGUUUCGUGGGAAGUGAAGGAGUAAGAAGAGACAGACGUGGUGGGUCUCCGAGUCCCACCCCAAAGGGACAGGACUGAAGCCAGCUCCCACCCCUCCCCAGCCUUCUCAUUUCUGCUUUCUUACUGGACCAGUCUUUAUAUAUAAUGUUAAUAAAAAUUAAAAAAAAAGAAGAAGAAGAAAAUAA
Molecule: messenger RNA, 2609 nt
Organism: Mus musculus (house mouse)
Lineage: Eukaryota; Metazoa; Chordata; Mammalia; Rodentia; Muridae
Gene: Dlx3
Product: distal-less homeobox 3
Exons: 3
Coding region: 206-1069 (287 amino acids)
Biological process (GO): regulation of DNA-templated transcription
Cellular component (GO): nucleus; cytoplasm
Molecular function (GO): sequence-specific double-stranded DNA binding; DNA-binding transcription factor activity, RNA polymerase II-specific; DNA binding
Source: RefSeq, marked validated